Lodderomyces theae is the source of this 1206-nucleotide messenger RNA. RefSeq names its product alpha/beta fold hydrolase. The transcript has a single exon. NCBI's taxonomy places the organism in Eukaryota, Fungi, Ascomycota, Pichiomycetes, Serinales, Debaryomycetaceae. The coding region runs from base 1 to 1206 and encodes 401 amino acids. The record is from RefSeq and is a predicted model, not a curated record.
AUGUCAUUCACACUCCAGAAGAAACAGGUCAAAGCCCAUCCAAUUAGGGCAAAGGGAUCUACAUUGUUAGCCGAAGAUGCCCAAAACUUGACUAUUGUAUACAACAAAUACAAAUCCAAUUGUCCACGACCAGACGCCAAAUCACAAUUGACCUACAACCUUGUGUUUUGUCAUGGAACAGGGUUCAACAAAUCGGUUUGGAACUACCACAUUAAGAAAUUGUUUCAACUCUCGCAGUCGAUGCAAGUUCCAUGGUUUUUAGAUACUGUUGUUAGUGUUGAUGCUGUGAACCAUGGAGAUUCGAGUUUGGCAAAUGCUGACAAGUUGGGUGCCGUGUAUGUAUGGGACGAUGGAGCAAGGGACGUGAUUGAGGUUGUGCAGCACGAGAUUCGUACUACCGGCGAUUUGAAGAAUGAUCGCGAUGUGAGAACUGUUGUGGUGGGACAUUCCAUGGGUGGAUAUAUAGCCACAUAUGCCGCCUAUUUGGAAAGCACUUUAUUUGAUUCCAUUAUUGCUAUUGAGCCUGUCAUUUACGGUACCAAAAGCAGUUCAGCAUUGUAUACCAAAUUGUUUCAAAAGAUUGGUGGGUUAAUCAUGGACACAUUUGACACUGAACAAGAUGCACAAGACUUUUUUGGCAAACUCUCCUUCACCAAAUCGCAUCAUCCAGAAGUGUUGAAAGAUUACAUUGCUGAUGAAGUAUACAGGACCAAGAAUGAAGAAGGUAAAGAAGUAUACAAAAUCAAAUGCACAAAGAAUUUUCAAGUGGCAACUUAUAUGGGGGCAUUGAUGUCUCUUUCUAAAGGCAUGUUGGCAUUGCCCGAUUUGAAAGUGCCCUUUUUGCACAUAACUGGAGCCAAAGCGAAAUGGAAUCCGCCCCAAAGUGUUCCCUGGGUCAGGGGCGCAAUCAAUCCAAGUUAUUUGGCCGGCACUGUAGAUAUCCCAAAUGGGGAACAUUUAGUUAAUGGUGAAAUGCCAGAUACGAUCGUUGACGUAGUCCAGGACUUUUUGACAAAGAGGAACAAAAUAUUGGACAAAGAGAAACCACAUAUCCCUGAAGUUGCAUUGAAGCGGGACAAGGCUGCUAUACGUGAACAGGAAGUUGGUAGAUUAUUGAAGGGAGAUCUUGAGAAUGUUUAUGGGUUUGAUGUUGGAAUGGACUUCCCUUUUGAUAUCACUAUAAAAAAGGGUGAUAGUAAGUUGUAA